GCAGACACAGGAGGAGACUGGUCGUAUGGACACGGCUCUCUGGCUCAUUGCCAUCACCUUCCUCACAGUGGGAUACGGGGACGUGUCCCCCAAAACCAGCUGUGGCAAAGUGGUGUGCCUCUUCACCGGAGUCAUGGGUGUGGCCUGUACCGCCAUGCUGGUGGCCGUCAUGACCAAGAAGCUGGCGCUGAACAAAGGAGAGAAACACGUGCACUUCUUCAUGAUGGACAUCCAGAUCUCCAAGCGGAUCCGCCAUGCUGCUGCCAAUGUGCUGAGGGAGUGUUGGCUGCUGCACCGCACCAACCUGACCAGGGAAACAGUGGAGAGCACCGCAGACACCAGAGGUGCCUACUGGAGGCCAUCAGAGUAUUCCGGCACCUGCGCCUCAAACAAAGGAAGCUGAGAGAUUACGCCAGUGAGAUGGUCGACCUGCCCAAG
This is a messenger RNA of Salvelinus sp. IW2-2015, 438 nucleotides long. It is a transcript of the gene kcnn4, whose product is annotated as potassium intermediate/small conductance calcium-activated channel, subfamily N, member 4. The record is from RefSeq and is a predicted model, not a curated record. Gene Ontology annotation, molecular function: small conductance calcium-activated potassium channel activity; intermediate conductance calcium-activated potassium channel activity; calmodulin binding. Gene Ontology annotation, biological process: potassium ion transmembrane transport. Lineage: Eukaryota; Metazoa; Chordata; Actinopteri; Salmoniformes; Salmonidae. Gene Ontology annotation, cellular component: plasma membrane; neuronal cell body; neuron projection.